AUGAGCGAGGAGGAAAUGGCGGCGCACGCUUCUACAUUAGUCCUAGCCGGAGGUGAAACGUUUGCGACAUUCCUGGCCGCAACCACCUACUACCUCUUGAAAGAUGGUGCCGACUCAGAGGCUUGGAACCGGCUCUGCGCAGAGGUCCGGGGGCACUAUCAGUCCUACGACCAGACCAAGGCUGCCUCCGCUCAGAAGUUGCCAUACCUCCGAGCUGUUAUCCAGGAGGGUCUUCAGAUUUACCCCCUGGGCCCGCAGGGCUUCCCUCGCAUAUCCCCUGGUACAUACAUUGAUGGACAUUAG
This is a messenger RNA of Aspergillus mulundensis, 303 nucleotides long. RefSeq lists its product as uncharacterized. The transcript is spliced from 2 exons. Bases 1 to 303 code for a protein of 100 amino acids. Gene Ontology annotation, molecular function: monooxygenase activity; oxidoreductase activity, acting on paired donors, with incorporation or reduction of molecular oxygen; iron ion binding. NCBI's taxonomy places the organism in Eukaryota, Fungi, Ascomycota, Eurotiomycetes, Eurotiales, Aspergillaceae. The record is from RefSeq and is a predicted model, not a curated record.